Messenger RNA from Triticum aestivum (bread wheat), 1499 nucleotides. RefSeq names its product 36.4 kDa proline-rich protein-like. Bases 72 to 992 code for a protein of 306 amino acids. The record is from RefSeq and is a predicted model, not a curated record. Lineage: Eukaryota; Viridiplantae; Streptophyta; Magnoliopsida; Poales; Poaceae. The transcript has a single exon.
CUCUAGAAGCACACAUCAGUGCUCCACCUCGUUCGUGCUCCACACCAGAAGCUAGCUGCUAGGUAGCAGCCAUGGCGGCGAGCAGGACGAAGCUCCGGUCACUCCUGCUGACCUUCUUCCUCCUCAUCACCACCGCCAUUGCGGCACCCACCCUCGCCUGCGAUGAGUGCCACAAGCCCCCCAAGGCCCCAAAGCCUUCCCACCCGCCCAAGGCCAAGGCCCCCGCCCACCCGCCGAAGAGCCGCGUACCUUGCCCUCCGGUCUACGGCCCGCCCAAGGGCCACCUCCCUCGCACGCCGGUCGUCGGCCCGCCCAAGGGCAACGCCCCUCACACGCCGACGCCGGUCGUCGGCCCACCCAAGGGCCACGUCCCUCGCCCGCCGGUCUACAGCCCUCCCAAGGGGCCCAUCACGCGUCCGCCGGUCACCGCUCCUCCCGUCGUCGUCGGCCCACCGGUCACCUACCCGCCCAUCACCAACCCUCCGCCCAAGGGGCCCACCCCGCGCCCGCCGGUCACCACUCCUCCCGUCGUCGUCGGGCCGCCGGUCACAUACCCCGCGCCACCGGUGAUCGCCCCUCCGGUCACCACUCCCCCGUCGCCGCCGGCCACCACUCCCACUCCCCCGUCUCCGCCGGUCACCGCUCCCCCGUCGACGCCGGGGAACACUCCCCCGUCGUCGCCGGGGUGCGGCUGCGGUUCGCAGCCGCCAGCGCCAGCGCCGCCGGCGACGCAGACGUGCCCGGUGGACACGCUGAAGCUCGGGGCGUGCGUGGACCUGCUGGGCGGGCUGGUGCAUAUCGGCCUGGGCGACCCGGUGGUGAACCAGUGCUGCCCGCUGCUGGAGGGGCUGGUGGAGCUGGAGGCGGCGGUGUGCCUGUGCACCACCAUCCGGCUCAAGCUCCUCAACAUCAACCUCGCGCUGCCCCUCGCCCUCCAGCUCCUCCUCACCUGCGGCAAGACCCCGCCACCCGGCUUCACCUGCUCCAUCUAGUCGACCUAACCUCGGCGAGUCAGUGUGCCACAGUGCCAGUGCACGUGGAGACGGACGGAUGGAUGGAUCGACAUGAGAGGAUGUCGAUGCAUGGUCGUCGUCUAGCUAGUAGCUAGUAGCGAGCAAGAAGAGAUCGAUCGAUCAGCUAAGAAUGCAUCGAUGAGUGUUUGUUUUUCUUGUGAUUUUUAUUUUGUGUUUGGCUAGGCCUGCGUGUUGUGGUUUGAUGCCAGAGGUGAUAAUCGAUGUGUGCUGAUUAAUUAAUUGGUCACAACUGAUGACCAACUGGUUAAGCUAGCAAAUAAUAAGAAGAAAACAAGUAAACAGUAGUAGUAAGAUUCCAUGUCAUGAAUAAUUCACAGAGCUGUUCCAGAGUGGCCAGUCGUGAUUGGAUUAGACAUCGAUCUUGACUAGGAGUAUGUUGGUGCAAGCAGGCAUGACUGCGACAGUGCAUGCACGGAUUGUAUCUCUUUUCAAUGUCGGUGGUAAUUUGCAGUGGUACCAAGAGAA